CAAAUGCAGCAGUGUUCUCGCCAAGUGAAGAGACAUGGUGAAAAUUUUUGUCCGCAGUCAGUCAAGUCUCGCGAACAACAAGCAGAAAAAUCGUGCAAGAAAUCCGAGAAAAUCGAACCAGUCGUGUCGGUAAAUGAUUACGGUCCCCCGGUGGACACCGACGCGGACCAGUCGCGAGUUUCUGGGGUGCGCGAGACGCAUUUUGUUCGUGGUAACAUUUUUAGAAUCCAUUUUACGAUGAACAUGUGAAGAAAAACAGGAUCCAGCCAAGUGGGCACUGUCAUCGCACGGGAAACGGCUCGAGUCAAAAACAGUGAAAAACAAACAAGGUGUGCACGAAAAUGAGUGAAUUUUACAGCUACUAGCAGCAGCAGAGCAAACAUCACAUAGCCAGAGAUCGAUAAGAGUGAAAUGUGCGCGGCGCGUUGUGCGGUGAAAAGUAGCGAAAUAAUUGUAUUAGCAUAUAGCAGCAUACUUAGCGUAAAGUGAGCGCAUCGAGUGUGCCGUGAUUUUCGUGGUACGGAAAAUAUCCGCCGGAAAGUGUUGCUGUGCGAGGUGAAGUGUUGUUGUUGUGUGUUGCUUCAGCGGGAAAUCCCCCGGAGAAAAUCCCUUCCGAAGCCCUCGGGGGAGGAGGAAGCGGAGGGAUAAUUUCACCACCGUAACAUUCGCUUGGGUGAAUCGAGCGCAGACCACCCCCUCGGGUGGUGUUGAGGAAAACACGAGCGCGAGGAAAAAUUCAGCAACAACAGGAGCAACAACCCGGGUGGCGCAACAGGACACACUGAGUGGCUGCGUGUGGCGGAGGGAGGCGAACAGUCAGCCGACAGUCAGUCAGUCAACCACUUUUAGCAGCAGAGUAGCAUUUACCGAAAUUACAAAGGGGGAGAGACGACAUCACAUAACACAUCGACACAAAGAGCAACAUUUUCAGCAAAGGAAUCAUCUCACCGGUGCUAGACGAAGUUGAAACAAAAAUAACGCAAUUCACUUGAAAAAAAAACACUCAACUGAAUAGAGAGUGCGAGGGAAAGAAUCCUCUGAAGUCAUCAAAGCCGCUUGCAUAAAUUUACUGCCAUAUUCCCCACCAGUGGCAUCUACCUCGCGCUGUGCCACUAGCUCCAACACUAGCGCAGCGUUAUCAUCAGGCAGGUUGUGCGCAAGAGGACAGACGAAAGCAUCACCCAUUUGAGCCCGCCGCCACCAUCACCCACGUGAGCGUCGCAGCAACGGCGGAUAAUGAAACAGAUUAAUGUCUCCGUCGUCGGCCUAUCCGGUAUCGAGAAGGACAAAGGUCAGCUGGGGGCGGGCAAGUCCUGUCUGUGCAAUCGUUUUGUGCGACCCCGAACCGAUGACUACGCGAUCGAUCACAUCUCCGUGCUAAGUCAGUCCGACUUCAGUGGCCGGGUCGUUAACAACGACCACUUCUUGUACUGGGGCGAGGUCCGCAAAACCUCCGACGAGGGAGUCGAGUACAAUUUCAAUGUGGUCGAGCAGACCGAGUUCGUGGACGAUGCCACGUUUCAGCCCUUCAAGGUGGGCAAGAUGGAGCCCUACAGCAAGCGAUGCACGGCAAUCCGGCUGUGCUCGCAGGAAAAACUGAAAUACAUCUGCAAAAGUCAGCUCGGUAUCGAGCACGAGUACGAGGAAAUAGUGCUCGCGGAAGGGCGGUUCCUGGUGGAUGGGUUCGUGUGCGUUUUCGACGUCAGUGUGGUCCCGAACAGGACCGUCGAGAAGCAGGUCGAGUUUGUCACGCAAAUCAUCAACAACAUUCUGAAGAACAAAAAACCGGUUGUGCUGGUGACGACAAAGAACGACGAUGCCAACGAACUGUACAUCCGGGAGGCGGAGAAGAUCUGCUCCCGCAAAGAGUACAAGGGACAGAUUGUGAUGAUUGAAACGUCCGCACACGAAAGCAUCAACGUCGACCAGGCGUUCAUCGUGCUCGCGCAGAUGAUUGACAAGGCGAAGCAGCGUUCGAAGAUUGUAUCGUACGCGGAAGCGGCCAAACAUCGAACCGACCUGCUGAACGCCAGCUCCGAAUAUGUAACCCGCCUAAUACGCACCCAAAUCACCGACCACCGGUCGACCUGGGUCAGCUCGUUCAAGAAGCUCUCGAACCACAAGGAGUGGCUCGAUUUCCUCGAGCUGUUCGGCAAAGAGGCUGGCCAGCGGAUAUUCCGUCGACACAUCAAGAAACUCCGCGAAGAUUACCAGGCGUUGAAGCUUCAGCGAUACAUGGAAUCGUUUGGCUGUGUGCUGCAGGAAAUCCUGCCCGACAUGAACAGUAUUAACCUGGAGCUGGACGCUUUUAAUGAUUGGCAAUCGGUGCGGGCCUACUUCCAGAGUCACGUUGAGUACGAGCAGUAUUUCUUUGAUGCAGUCGAACGGGGUGGCAGCUGGGCCGAGCUGAGCGAUAUGAGCGACAUGGAGGACGAGAGUCGGAUACCGUUGGAUGUGCUCAACACGCCGGAAGCGGAGACCGUCUUCCGGAAUCACAUGAACGAGCUGCAGCAGGAACAGAAGCGGUUGGAAUGGAAGAAGCAGUUCAAGAAGCUGCUGGAGGAAACCGGAUAUGUGACACCUGGGAAGCAGCUGUCCGAGGUGCGGGUACUGUUCAUGGGUCGCGAGUGUUUCGAGGCCCUGUCCGAGCACGACUGCCAGCAGAUCUACGACAACCACCAGCGGGAGCUGAUCGAAACCGCCAAACACAACUUCCAGGAGCUGCUGAUGGAGCACGCGGAUCUGUUCUACCACUUCAAGAACAUCGAACCGUCGGGGACGAUCACUCAGAACGAUGUGAAGGAGAUCACUGACGUGCUGCAGGAGGAUUUGCGCUACAAGCUGCUCGAUCGGCUCGAUCAGGACCGGAAGCUGAUGCUGUUCCAGCAUCUGGGUUUUGUGCACUGCCCAAUCCGGGAGCACUGCCCGGCGUUCCCGAACUGCAUGGAUGCGUUGAUCGAGCGGAUACUUAUCGCCAAUCAGAAUCUACCGAACCCGAGGUUCAUCCAGAAGGACGGCCAACUGCAGCUGAACCUGAUAGUGAUCGGGUUGGAUUACAUUGCGAACGAUUUCAUUGACAAGGUGCACCAGCACUGCAACGACAACGGGGAGUACAUCGUGGAUGGACAGAUUUACGGACUCAACAUUGAGACCAUCAAUCGGGAGAACGAUUCGUUUUCGUUUGACCUGGCAUCGAAGGGGCUUAUCUGUUGCUACUCCAACAGGCAGACAUUUACCUACAUCUUCGAGGUGCUGGAUCGAUUGUUGGCUGAUAAUAUGGAUUUCAAGGAUAGUGUAAACAAUUUGCACAUUGUGUUUAUGAGUGAUGAGAAGAAUAGCGAGAGUACUCUGCAGCAGCUGCAGAGCGAUGGACAGUCCCUCGCGGAAAGAUUGCAUUGCGUGUUUAUCGAUGAAAACGAGUUUUUCGCUUCGGGUCAGGAGACAAAGUUUGUGGAUACCACGCUGAACAGCGUGAUCGACUCGAUCCCGUUCGAGGAGCUGAAGUACGGUAUGAAUCUAGCCGAUAUUCCCGAUUUGAGAAUAAUUUUGUGCAUUUUCUGUGGAGACCCAUUCUCCAUCGAAAACUUGCUGAGUUCGAUGAUGAUCGAACAGUCCUGCAUCAACGCCGGAGAGCGAAAUAUUAUAUUCGAAAUGUUUCUGGGCGAUUCUAAGCGACGGGUGGAGUUGAUUUUGUCUUCCUACCAUGGGGCGAAUGCAUUUCGGGAUGACCUCAUCCACGGUUUUAUUCUGCUGUAUUCCAGUAAACGGAAAGCGUCUCUGUCAACAUUGAGCGCCUUCUCGUUAAACAUUCCAAAUCUUCCCAUGCAGAUUGUGUCGGUAUCGGAGCAGGGCGGUGUCAAUGCUUUCUUCAACAACGAAGUGUCCCAAAUGCUAAUCACCGAAGGCAAUGCUAUUGCAGAUAAACUGCGUGCCCACUUUGCAACGGCCUCCGAUGACGAUAACCAGUUUAAGUUUGCCUCCUUCGCACCCUUCCUCAAGGAAGUAUGGGAUAAGAAGCCCGAAAUCGAACACGCAUUCAACAUGGAGGAGCCCCUUACCAUUGAUUCUGGCGAAGGAACGAUGGAACACUCGAUGCACCAUCAUCACCAGCAAGCUCCGCAACCUCCACCACGCUACGAAAGCUAUCUCAUCAAUGGUUCGUCCACGACGUACCGCGGGCAGCAUCCUCAUGGCCACCAGCAGCAGAAAAUGCUCUUCGACAACCGUUCGAUCAACUCGUUGGACGACCUGGACAACCUGAAGCAACACCAGCAGCAGUAUUCCAAUAUGUAUUACUACGAGGAUAGCAGUGACUUCGAUAAGGGUGGAAGCAACCAGGGCUUCCAGAUAUAUCCGCCUCCAACAACUCCGCCAGAGCCGGCGCCACCAGAUCACCUACUAACACCGUCCUCAAUUCUGCGGCAGCUAAAAGCGAAUACCGUUUCGCAAUCGCAAAGCAGUCUGGAGGAAAUUAACUCGGACGUCAGUGGAUCCAAGGACUCGAUCAACACAUACGAUUCAGGUUGGCUGGAUGAUGGCUUCCUCAUCCCGAAGCAGGACAACAAGCAGAACGAGGACCUGUGGAAGAAUGUUAAUGCGCACCAUGCCUUUACCACGGGGCGAAGACCGAACCCGACCUCGUUCGCGAAGAAGAUUCGCCCGAAGGGCCCGAGCCAGACACUCAAGCAGCCGGGCAAACUGAACCUGAAGAGCUUCGCCAUUGUGAACGAGGCAAUCGCGCGGAUGAAUCUAGGCGGCGAAAGUCAGGGCAACCAGGUUGGAGGAAUGGUUGGUGGCGGUGGCCAGCAGCAGAUGAGUGAGAAGGAAAAAAAGAAGGCCAAGAAGCUACAGCAGCAGCAGCUGGAGAACGCACCCCUGGCGGCUCCGGAAGACGAUAGCGAGGACUACGAGGAUGAGGCUGGCUACGAGCAGAUAAACGACGCCUUCAGCGAUGCCGUCAACAACGUCGCGAGUCAAUUAUUUACCACCUUCUCCGGUGGACAGCAGCGAGGUGCCAUCGUUGACGGAGGUGGCCAGCAGGGGAUCGAUCUGACCGGGGGCAAAAAUAAGCUUAGGCAACGAAGGGAGAAGGAACAAAUAUUCAACAUUCCAGAGUAUUCGGAUUCGGAGAGCGAUUCGAGCUCGCUGGAGCGCAAACGUUCCACUGAUGGGUACUCCAAAAUCAAUCGAAAGCCACAAACUCACAAACGGCACCGUAAGAAGCGCAUCGCAAUUCCCGUGCAACCACCAAAGAUUCCCCUGGGUCCCUUCGGCGGUGGUGGCGGCGGAGGAGGGGGCGGAGGUGAUGGCGGUGGAGGUCCACCAAUGAUGAUGGGAGUAACCGGAGGCGGACAGCUGAGCUCGGCGCUCGGUAUGCCGAUGAUGUACCAAAAGCUGAAGAACGAAAAGAACAUCGGCAUGGACAAGGACAAGCAGGAGGAUGAAUCGAGCAUCGAUGUGUCCUCGCCUCGAGAUAAUAAUUCACCAAUUUUUGGUGUCCUCCCGAAGAUGGGUGACCGGGAGAAGCUAAUCACGACAAAGCAGAAGAACUGGUUCGGCAAAGAAAUCGAUCCCAACAAGAGCAGCUCCAAAGAUUCCAAGGACUCCGAUGGCAACUCGAAGAAGAUGGCCGGCCGAGCUUCGAAGAGCUCUGGUGGUAAAAAUUCGAAGAAUGCUCCACCGGUACCGCAGCUGCCAACUCUGGCUAGCUUCAAGCAGUCGGAUAAAAAUCUGGUGCCACUGUUUGUGGAGAAAUGUGUCAAAUUUAUCGAGCAGGAGGGCCUAGACUCGGAGGGUAUCUACCGAGUGCCUGGCAACAGGACCCAUGUAGAUCUUCUGUACCAAAAGUUUGAAGAAGAAGUCGACUUCGAUAUUGAGAAGCUGGACAUUCCCGUCAAUGCGGUGGCCACCGCACUGAAGGAUUUCUUCGCGAAGCGGCUGCCAUCGCUGUUCAGUGCCGAUAUGAUGUCGGAACUGGAGGAGAUUGCCGGCUCGAGACCACUGCAGGCCAUUAGCAGUCAUAGCAUCGAAUUGAAAAAUGAUAAGAGCUGUCGGCUCAUUGCCCUUCGGUCGCUGCUCGGGAAGCUCCCGCCUAGCAAUUUUGCCAUCCUUAGCUUUAUUUUCCAGCAUUUUGUGCGUGUCUCCGAGAACUCGAAGCUGAACAGCAUGGACAGCAAGAACCUGGCGAUCUGCUGGUGGCCCACGCUGCUGCCCAUCGAGUUCACCGACAUGAUGCGCUUCGAGACAAUGCGGCCCUACCUGGAGGACAUUGUGCAAACGAUGAUCGACCAGUUUCCGUUUCUGUUCUGCGGCGAGGAAGCGUUCGUAAUGGUUUGAUGCAAUGAGGAGCAGCAGUACUAGCAGCAGCAGUAAUAUUAAAGCGUAGUUGCCGCGUUGAAUGGCGACGAGUGAGUUGUUAAUUAUUUUUCUUAGUUUAUUUUUUUAUUCGCCUGAUGGUUAUAAUACUUUGGCUUGAUCGGAAAAACAGGUCAACUGUAGGUGAACAUUUUUGCACCGAUGCGCCCGGUAUUAGAGUUUUUUUCACGCAUAUAUGUUUCGUCCGUUUUUAGCUAGGCAUUUAAAAGAAAGGAUUCAAAGAAAAAAAAAUAUUGUUGAGCUUUUCUCUCGCGCUCCAAGGGGGCGCGAGGCAAAUUGCUCCACACAGAAAUAUAUAGUCGUGUAUUUAUAGUAGCGCUUUUAAGACAUAUAUGUGGGCGAAGGCGAACGCAGCCAACGAGAGAUGCUUAUUUUUGUUUAUUUCGUCCCGCAGUUUUAGAGAAAGAAGAGAGCAAAGCCAAUUCGAUCCAUGUUGAGAGCAAACAUACGAACCGCGUGGUGUAGCAAAAAAAACAAUAGAAAUGUUUUCUCUGCAGGUGUAUAUUUAUUGCAAAUAUUGAGCUUGGUACGUUUUCACCCAAAAAAAUACACCAUUUGAUAUUAAUUAUUGCUUAGACGCGCGCGCCCCGAUUAAUGAGGAGGAGGAUAACGUGUAUUUAGCGAGUCGCUACUUAUUCCCUUAGGAGAAGAGAAACAACCAACACAUUCUAUUAUAAUAGAUUCGAGCGUAUUUUAACUGGUUUAUCAGUACACACACAUUUGAGCAUUAUAAGGAAGAACAAAAAAAACAAGAAUAUUUGUAUAUUUACCUGUGUAUAUUUUAAGGAAACAAUCCAAGUAACAAUGCUCUAUUAGUGGGAUAACAGAGAGAAAAUUGUCUUUAAGGUAGUCCGUUAAGUCAUUAACAACAACUAUUGGUAAUUGUAACAAAAUAUGUGGUGAUAAAGUAUAAUACUCUUUGUAGCUUUUAGUUAUCGCGCGUUUGCGCGGAAACGAACAGAAGGAAACGAGAAGAGAUCUGUUCCAAAUUUGCAUUUGUUUGAACGGCAUCUCUCAUCAGAGCGUAUCAUGAAUCGAAUCACACAAGUGACAACGCAUUGUUCAAACAAGUAACACAAAGCAAGAAAACUAUGAUAUAUAUGUAUACAUGUGUAUAUGAUCUUAACGUUAGAAAAACACACGCUUCAACAAAAAAAGCCACUCUCCCGAUGCUGAGACUAACGAAUCGUGCCAUCCUGAAGUAGUGAAUGUUUGAGUUUGAGUUAUUCUCUCGAAGCUGGGGAAGCCACAGAGGGCGUGACAUGCUUUUUUACCUUCUAAACAACGCGCCAAUCCCAUUGAUUUCACGCAACUUUAAGACACAAAACGAAUUCGUCCUUUCUAUUAGAGAAGAAGCAUACGCAACCGAGUGCAGAACACACGCGCGAAAGUUAAUUGCUUCCGUUCGACCGUUUAUUAUUUCUGUAACAUUUGAUAGACGCUAAAAGUGAGAAAGUAAUGCGCUUUUUAUGCAUUUUUGUUUUCUGUUUGUGACAUUUUUUGUUUGUCUCGUUUAGUUCGAAUUAUGUUCCAUAUAUAUUUCGGAGAAAAGAGAAAAUCAUGUUUAUUUUAUCAGAGCAUUUAAUCCUAGGAGAAACUAAUGUAAGUGUAAAACAGACAGAGAGCAGCACACUCCGCGAAGAGAAUAAAAGAAACUGUGUGUAUGCAAAAUAUACAUAUAAACCACACACACAUACAUACACACACGAGAGAAAACAAAGACCGUUCUUUAGAUAGAAAGUUAGAUUUUUGGUUUCUUGUUCGAAAUGGGGACUUAAAAAAGAAAACAUUAAUGUAAGAUCGUAGGAUUUAUCAAUUUAGUGAGCGGAACAUCCAACAGAGAGACGAACACAGGAAGUGCAAAAAUCAGUGUUCCGAAUCAAUUAUGUCAGAACCAAAAAAGUCAAAAAGAAAAAGCGGACUGCGAAUGGGUGGGAAUUAUGGGGGGAAAAACUAAUAUAAUGCAUAACAAAAGUUAUGUUAAAUGUGUAGGUGUAUGAAAUUUGUCGGUUAAAAGUGGAUAAAGAGAGCGCAGCGCAGUGGUUUUUGUAAUUGGUGUGACGCUAUGUAAAAACAGCUCAAAUCAAAUAGUGAGAGAUAGAAAUAGCGGUCAGCUUGUUUCGGUUGUGCUUUGCAAGUUUAGGUUGCGCGAAAUUCAGACCUAGGAAAGAGGAUUGUUAGUUGUGGUUUAGAUCGAUGUGUUACACACCGAAUAUGCGGACCCACAAAUGUGCGCGCGAACAGUUUUAUUCAGGAACGGAUAGAUAACUCGGAUAGGAUAAAGAAAGAAAAAAACCAUAUUCCACGCAGAUUUUUGGUCAUGAAUAUAUGUUCAUCAGCUACACAAACUAACACAAGAAUCAAAUGCUGGUUCAAAGAUGAGGAGGAAUACUUGGUAGUUGGUUUGUUGAACAUAUGAGAAUGUAAUUUUAUUUUCACUUUCUAUAAAUUACUCUAGAGAUAAAACAUGACUAUUAUGUAUAAUAAUGAACAUCUCGCAUAUUCUUUCAUAUUAGUUAGAAGUAUUCAGUAUAGGUCAAGGGUAGAAUCAUUCUUGAUAACCGUUUCUACAAUUUUGAUGCAUAAUAGUUAUUUCUAUAUCUCAGAACAAAGCCGAAUUGAUCCACCUCACAAUUAGUAUAAUCUGAGCUACUCCCAUAUGGGAUUCUGAGGUUUAAUCCUUUUAUCCUUCCCAUUUUCGUGUAAUUUGAUAUACGGAACAUGAGAUUUGAUUUGAUUAUUUAAACAAAAACUGGUCAGCAGCGUCGAUCAGAAGCAUAAUCUUCAUAUAAAACAUCUGAUGGGUUUCGAAGAAUUUGCCAAAAGCAGAAAGUGAUUCAGAUUUUCUUUAGACGGAUAUCAAAAUUAUGGAAAAAGAACUAGAGAAUAAUUUAAAAACAGCAUCUUUUGAAUGCUUUGCAAUGAUAAACUCAUUUUUUCCUUGUUUGAAACUUAUUAUCACUUUUUUAAUAUUCUUUCAUUCAAAGUAUGCCUUCAAAAUAAUAUUGUUUAAAAUAUCUAUUACGUAAAUAUACGAGUUCGAUUACGUAAUAGAUAUUUAUUCGAGUCUUCUCCACCAAUUACGAAUGUUUGAAUUACAAAAACCAGCUCUGCAAUGUUGGAAAAACUUUAAAGUUAUUAUUUCAUACUCAAAAUAUCAACAAAUCAAUAUUAUACAUAAUCAAUCAUAAUGAUCGUUCUUUUUGAUAAGAGAUUAUUGAUUAUUGUUUCUCUCACACUAUUACAACGUAUUUGUGGCCUCCAUUGCCAUUUUAUGAUGUUGCAACUCUCUGUUAGUCUAAUCCAAAAAAAAUACAACAAAAAAAAAAUCUACUCAUUCAGGACAAUCGGAAGUUUCGCCAUGUUUCAAUGGGCCUAUGGGAGCUACAUUUUUAGUCCUUUAUUACAUCCCAAAGCGCAUUUACCGAAUCCAAAUAAACAAAAUUACGUCCUCUGGAUUCGUCAGGAUUUCGUUUUGAAAAUGCCACCAGGCGGGUAAAUUGCUGUUUGUUUAUCUUUUCUUUCCUAAAAAGCAAGACAAGAUUCAAAAUGUUAGCAAAAAAGCUAAAUAAAUACGAAAUUAAACUUACUUCAUUAAGACACGAGUGGCAAAUAUACUUAUUUUACUACAUGACAUAACAGUAUCUUGGUAUUCAUAAAAAUACCGAGUUCAUCAAAUUCGUCACGACGGAUGAACUCUUCCGGAUUCUACUUUUUUCCGGAGGAGACUAAGAGGGCGUUGAGGAGGACUACACCGGUGCAGUGAACAACGACGACGUACCACCCCCGACUAUGGAUGAAGUUAAGGAGGCCAUUAAUCAGCUAAAGAACCACAAAGCAGUUGGUAAGGAUGGCCUCGUAGCGUAGCUCUUUAAGGGAGGUCCGGGAAAACUUGUAGAGUGUAUGCACUGAUUGAUAGUCAGAAUCUGGGACACAGAACAGCUUCCGGAGGAGUGGAAGGACGGAGUAAUCUGUCCCAUCUAACAAAAAGGCGACUAGUUGGGUUGUGAUAACUAUCGUUCCAUCACAAUCCUCAAUGGUACCUACAAAAUUCUGUCUCAGAUCCUCUUCCGUCGUUUAUCGCCAAUAGUAAGCAGUUUCGUGGGAAGUUCGCUCGACGACGGACCAGAUUUUUACACUGCGGCAGAUUCUCCAAAAGUGCCGCGAAUACCAGGUCCCUCCACCGACAGCUAUGGAGGAUCUUGGACGAACACGGCUUUCCCCGAAAGCUGACAAAACUGAUUCAGGCAACGAUAAAGAGUGUGCGGAUCUCAGGUGAGCUGUCGGAAUCAUUUGAAACUCACAUGGGACUUCGACAAGGCGAUGGACUCUCAUGUCUGCUCUUCAAAGUGGCGCUGGAAGGUGUUAUGCCGAGAGCGGGCUUGAACAUGCGGGGCACGAUUUUCAACAAGUCUAGUCAAUUUAUUUGCUUCGCCGAUGACGUGGACAUAAUCAGAAGAACACAUGCGACGGUAGCCGACUUGUAUACCCGACUGAAACACGAAGCAGGGCUGAGUGGGCUUGAGAUCAAUGCGUCUAAGACUAAAUACAUGUGAGCAGGAGGGACUGAUCGCAACAGAGUUCUUCUUGGUAGGAGUGUUGUGAUCGUCGGCGGCGAGCUCGAGGUGGUAGAGGAAUUUGUCUACCUUGGAUUGUUGAUAACAAUUGACAACAACAACAGUCGUGAAAUUCGAAGACGCAUAGUCAAUGGAAGUCGUGCCUACUAUGGGCUCCGCAAAUCCUUGAGGUCCAACAAACUCCGAUCCCGUACGAAGUGUACCAUGUACAAAUCCCUAAUUCGACCGAUUGUUCUCUAUGGGCACGAAGCAUGAACGAUGCUUGAAGAGGACUCACAAGCGCUUGGUGUUUUCGAACGCCGAGUGCUCAGAACAAUAUACGGUGGUGUACAGGAAAACAGAGUAUGGAAAAGGAGAAUGAACCACGAACUGGCGCAACUCUAUGGCGAACCCAGCAUCCAGAAAGUCGCCAAGGCUGGACAAGUUCGAUAGACAGGGAAAGUUGCAAGAUUGCCGGACAGCAGCCCUGCAAAGAUGGUGUUCGCAUCGAAUCCGGUAGGAACAAGAAGAGGAAGGAGCCCAUUGAGCGAGGUGUUUGGACCAGGUGGAGCAGGACUUGGCGAGAAUCGGUGCAGCCGGGGAGUUGGAGAACUGCAGCCAUGGAUCGGGUUUAUUAGAGAAAAGUAGUGAAUCAGAUCUAAUCUCAUUGGGAUGAAGAGUCAUAGUAAAUGAAUAAAUAAAUAUAGAAGACACAAACGUAUCAUGUCUUCUGAUGAUGAACGAGUAAUUGUGCGAACAUUUCGAAAGAACCCUAGAACAAACAUUCCUAAAUUGGCUACCGAAGUAGCCGGAAGACCUGUCAGCACAGGCACUGUCCGGAGAGUAGUAUACGGGAACAAUCUGAGGGGUCGUGUAGGUCGUGAAAAGUCUUUCAUCUCAAACGUGAAUAUGAAAAAACGACUGUUGUUUGCUAAGGAAUAUGUUAACAGACCUAAAGAAUUCUAAAACAAGGUCCUUUAUACGGAUGAGUGAUGUAAACCAAUCUCUUUGGAUCGGAUGGAAGACAAAUGAUGUGAAGGAAACCAGAAUUGGUGCUCCAGAUUCAGCAUUUGGUUCCCACAGUAAAACACGACGGCGAUAAUCAGUUGAUGUAUCAUACAUUGGCGGCUUCUGGAACUGGAACCAUGGAGUUUAUCGAUUCGGCGAUGGACAAGAUGGCUUCAUUGAACAUCCUGAAACGUAACCUUCAGUGUCCCGUGCAGAAAUUGGGUCUCUUUCAGCAGGAUAAUGAUCCGAAGCAAACUGAUCUCAUCGUGCGGAAGUGCCUACUCUAUAAUGUCCCAAUAAACUCAAAACACCACCGCAAUCUCCGGAUUUGAACACUAUUGAGUAUCUAUGGUGGGGAAUCAAGAAAUGGGAGAGCAUUCCGUUUACAGUGACCAAAAAUCUGCACUCAGCGCUUGCAGACAGUGCUGAACGCCAAAGGGGGCGAUACCAAAUACUAGAAGAUUUAUAUUUGUUAUCUGUUAACAUUUCUGAGCUGAUUUCAAUUUUCUUUUCAAGAAAAACUUGAACUGUACACUCAAUUUUGUAACGUCUGAAUUGAAGAUUUUUUGUUUUUUUUUUCAAACAUGAAGUAGAAAUGUGACCAUUUUAAUUUUUAUUGUCAUUACAAGAUUGUGAGAAGGAAAAAGUUAUUUGCUUUUUAACCCCGAAAAACUCAAAAAUAACAAACCAACACGGGGUGUAUACUUAAUUUUUCGAUUGACUGUAUAUCGCUAGCAACAUGACGUGUUGAUUGAAAAGCAACUUAUCGCCCAUAAUUUGACAAGUUUCGUUCAUCAAUCAGAUUGUUUGCAUAAUGUCAGGCGUUUUUAUUACUGUGGUAUGCGAAGGGCAACAAAAUAUGUUGCCUGUUGCAUAUUGCGUAUUGCAGCUUGCUAGUUGCUUAUUGCUCCGGUGUGCGAGCCGUCUGAGGUGUCCAUCUUUACCGCACUUUAUUAUUACAUCAAAGUAGUCUGUGAAACAUUCAAACACAUGCCACUGUCAGUCCACUGUCAGUGCGAUUUUGUCACUUUUUAUAAUUUUUAGAACUUUUAAAAUCGAGAAAUAUUGAAAAAACUUCAGAACUUCGAACAAAUUGAGGAUUUUUUCUUACUAACUUCGUUGUGUGUGUAACACAUGCGCUCUCCGUGUGUAUACACAUGACAUAUCCCUUACCUUCUAUUUUACGUUCUUUGAGAAGUGACGAAGGUUUCAUGAAUGUUGGACGGAUACUUUUGUCCGUGAAUGUCGUGAUGAUUCAUAAAGACACGUAAACAUGUUGUUCUCCCAAAAAUGGCACAGUAUUUGUUGAAGUUAGACGCCUAGAUCUAUGGUAAUAUUGAUGAUAGUGAAGACCACUCGAUAAAAUGCGGUGCUUCUCCACCGAAGAAAAUACUGCGUUCAACGGUUACACAUUAUCGUAGGCUUGCGGCCAGAGACCGAAAUUAUCGCUCGGUUGCGAGAUAAGUCAAUCAAUUUAGUUUUCGAUGAAUCGUGUAAUGUUGAAAUUUUUGUCUCUUCCUUUUCACAGAAUUUUUUUUUUUUCAGAGGAAGAGAUGUCUGAGAUGAGAUCUCUGAAGUUCAACAAGAAUGCUUUUUCGUCUCUUAUUUAGUACUGAAAAUAUGGAGCGAGAAAUUAAAGCUAACUUUACCAACGUUAGCCAUCUUCACUUCCCGAUGAACCCUAUGUUACCGCAUGUUUUCAUGCAAUGUUUUUAGCUGUACUGAAGAAGUGAAAAACAUUAUCGGCAUCAAGAAGUCACUGAAAAUGUAAUCAUUUUUCGGCAAUCAUAACUCGCCGAAAAAUAAAAAUUGGCAUUGCGUAUUUCGCGAUAAUCGAAGUGAGCGUGUAGCAUUAUCUCGCCUCCUAGAUUCUUAACUGUUUUUCUCGGCUAUCAUUUCGAUCUCUGCUUGCGACUUUCCACAGACAGUUUCCCUAUUGUGCAGAAUAAGUUGUAUACGUCCUUGUUCGUGGGGAAGUGAAAAUCUCAUCAACAAACCGUUAAUAUAGCGAAAAUUAUGGGUUUGCUAUAUUCUCCGCCACAGUAUCUUGAUGAAAUUCCUCCUCCGUUGAUUGUUGUUUGUAAGGCAUUUGUUGAAGCGUCAGCUAACUGAUUUUCCGAAGAAAAAAGCUCCAGUUCAAUGAUUACUCUUGCCAACCAAAUUCGUAUGAACUGGCGGUGGCGAAAUUAGGCCUAGGUGACAUUGCAUCGGAGUACACACGAAAAUUGGAUUGUACGAUAACUGACGAAAACAAACAAACAAUUUCGUUCGCGUUCUAGCAGGUAGCAAUGUGACCACACGUAUACAAUUCUAUGUAGUUGUUUACUUUCACGAUUGUAUACAAUUCGUACGGCCACAUUUCCGCAUCCGCGGUUAUUGGAUGCCUAAAAUAUUUGUUCGGCCUGUUCGUCAAACCUGUGGGUGCAUGGCUGGGUUACCUUAAAUAUUUCAGUCGAUUUUUUCCAUGUUCGAUGUUCGAUGAUUGACAUUGUUGUUGAUAAUUGAAAAGUGGUAAACAAAACAGUGUUUGUACAAAAUUAAAAACUUCAUCUUAAACUUUAAUUUUAUCUGUCAAAAAGUGUCAAAUAUUUGGCCUUCGAACAAACAGUGUAUGACCACCUUUAGUGUUGAAGAAGUCGCAAAAUAGUGAACAUAUAAUCAUGACCAUGUCUAGCUGGAGAACUCCCGGUCACAUAUAACACUAGAUGCCAAACCAGAAAGAAAAUGAAAUGUGCGCACAACCGCGCUGCUAUGUGUAAUUAUAUGUUGCCUUUGGAUCGACCAACAGAAUAUGAAAUCAACCGACAAAAAUGCAUGUGAGAAUGAAAGAAUGACAUUCUACCAAUCAACGACAACAAAAUGAAGUAUGCUUACUGCAAAUAAACACACGCACCAUCAUCAGCCCCAAACUAGAACAAUAACAGAGAACAAACAUGACAGUGAUUGUGAUUGUGUAACGUAGCCCAUCUCACCCGUAAUGACAGGAACUUAAAAAACAUGGAAAAGGAUCCACCUCGGUUAGGUCAAUAAUAAUAAAGAUGAAAUGCAAACAAGUGUCUGUGUGUGUAUAAAAUUUUCACCCCCUUGAAAGUUACCGUUAAUGUGUAGACUCCACUAACUAUACAAAAGGAAAUCCACAAAACAACACACCUCAUGGAAACCGAAUAGUGUGCUAAACUACGAGUGAUGGUACCAUUUUGUACCAUCGCGAGAAAAUUUUCAAGAGCCGCGCAAAUACAACGCUGAACAAGUUUAAGACAGUGCAAUUGAUGUUUGAGGAUAUAAAAGACAGGGGCCAAUGGCCUCACUCCCUUCGAAAGAAUGGGAAGAGCAGUCAUUCUUCGAGUUGAUACAAAAUCAAGUUUGAAGAAGCAAAGAAAAAACAAAAAAAAAACACGUAGAGCUACUAACGAAGCAAAAGAAAAAGAAAACUAACACUAAUAAAUGAUAAACCAAACAAGUUGUAAUUUCGUGUCUUGAAGCAACCAAACAAAAUCUCGUUUUUUGAAGAGUUGAGAAUAGAGGAAAAAAAACGCCAAAAAUGCAAAUUGAAGCUCGUUGUUUUUACCCUUUUUUCCCGUUUCUUUUCUAACGAUGUCAAUCGGCUAGUUGUUCUAAACAAAUAAGAUAGAAACAAACAAAAUACAUGUGCAGUGUACAAAAUAUGCAUUCGAGAAAGACAACAACAAAAACAAACUCCUAUUGUAUUCCUUCCUUAAAAAGGAAAAAAAAACUACUGCUACAAUCAAGAGCGUAAGUAAAUUCCCCCUUUCCUCCAACUUCCCAUUUUCCAUCGUGAGCAUUUUACAACAUAAAAAUCUACACAAAAAAAACUAAAUGUUGUUACACUGUAUCCUAGAAGUUAGUGAAAAAAAAAUGAGAAACAGAAAAAAAAAACAAAUGGAUGUAACACAGUUUUGCAUUUCCCUCUUUUUCCCUUCAUUUCCGCGCGAAUAAUACCCAUGUUCAAACCAACACAGAAGAAAAAAACACAACAAGUAGCGAGUAACGAAUGAAAUACUAUUUAUUUUACUAGAAAUGAAAAAAAACUGAA
Messenger RNA from Toxorhynchites rutilus septentrionalis, 15993 nucleotides. It is a transcript of the gene RhoGAPp190, whose product is annotated as rho GTPase-activating protein 190. The record is from RefSeq and is a predicted model, not a curated record. The transcript has 12 exons. Gene Ontology annotation, biological process: signal transduction. Gene Ontology annotation, molecular function: GTP binding; GTPase activity. NCBI's taxonomy places the organism in Eukaryota, Metazoa, Arthropoda, Insecta, Diptera, Culicidae. Bases 1237 to 6336 code for a protein of 1699 amino acids.